GAGCCCUUACAUAAUUUUUAUUGACCUUGGCGCCCUUUAUUUGGGUUCGAAAUUCGAAUAUUAGCUUCCUCAGAUUCAAAAAGUAGGCUCGGAGUUUUCUUUAGAGAGACGUUGGAGGUUUGUUUUUUACAUUUUUGCCAUCGUCUUCUCAAAUUUCUCCUCUGAGGUUUUUUACUCCUCCUUCUGUCGCUAAUCAUAGUCGAUCAACCCAAAUAUAGGGAAUUAGGGUUUCCGCUUCGAAAUCUCUGCCAUGGACACCGUUGUCCAAGUUGAUUCAGCAGAUGGUAGUGCCCAAAGGAAAAAACUAGCUGACAUUAGCAACUUACAGCGCCGAUUUAAUCCAACAAACCAAGAUGCUAAGCCGAAGCGUACUACAAUUACUGCUAAAGAAUAUGUGGAAAAGCUCCACAAGGAAAAUACAGAAUUGGUGAAGCUCCUCGCUGACAGAAAUAAACUUAUUGAGCUGAGCGCUGCAGAAAUACAGAAAUUGAGAAUAAGCAUUCAGAAAGUACAACUACAAAAUAUGCAACUUGCCCAAACAAAUAGCCAAAUGCUGGCGGAGCUUAAUUCAAGUAAAGACAGGUUAAAAUUACUUCAGCAUGAGCUUGGAUGCAAAAAUGGGUUACUUGAAGCAAGAAAGUUUGAGGGAAAGAGAAAAAGAGUAACUUGUGAGGAUAACGAUGAUGAGGUGGGUUCAACUUAUCAGGAUGGAGAAUCCUUGCAAGUGGUACAGGAAAAGGAACCUAGUAAGGCCAACCAUAGAAAGAAAUCAAGGACCCAAUCUUUGGCCCCUCCUCCUGCUGUUAAAGAAGUUUGUGCUAAAGAGAAGGCUAACAAUAAAAGGCGUUGUUCCAGAAGGCUCUCUGCUAGGUUCAAAUCUAAAGAAUUAGAAGAAACGGAAAACAUUUCUGAGAGAGAAGAUGAUGAAUUUCAAGUAUCUUCUUUACAUGAUAAACCGGUUAUCGAAAGUAGCGAAAUGCUGUCUUCUCAACAUGAUGAUCCAGCGGAAGCAAAUGGUCAAACGCCAUCUUCUUUGCAUGGUGAUCUAGUUGGUGCAAGUGGUCAAACACUACAGGGAUCAUCAUUAGAAAAAGAUGAAGAAAAUACAACCCCCAAUUCUAGGAAUCAAGAAUUUAGGCGAUCAUCUGUUGGAAGACCGCUACGCCGAGCAGCUACGAAGGUUCAAUCCUACAAAGAGUUAUCAGUUAUGGCUAAGAUGCGCAGAACUGAGUGAGUUUCUUCUUAUGGUUAUGCAUUUUAACAGCAGACUUAAAAGGAGUUCUGUUUCAUAGCGUUGUAUCUUUUUGUACACGUAUAAGCUUCUAAGUAAAUUUUCUUAUCUGGUCCAUUUCCGUUUACAUUUCUCAGAUGACUCAAAAUCCUUUUGAAUUAAUUCAGUUUUCCCAAAAAGUGAUGUGCUAUAGAAUCCAAUUAUUUGAUUA
This is a messenger RNA of Humulus lupulus (European hop), 1442 nucleotides long. Its product is annotated as SHUGOSHIN 1-like. Lineage: Eukaryota; Viridiplantae; Streptophyta; Magnoliopsida; Rosales; Cannabaceae. Gene Ontology annotation, cellular component: chromosome, centromeric region; nucleus. Bases 251 to 1234 code for a protein of 327 amino acids. The transcript is spliced from 10 exons. Gene Ontology annotation, biological process: meiotic sister chromatid segregation; maintenance of meiotic sister chromatid cohesion. The record is from RefSeq and is a predicted model, not a curated record.